Molecule: messenger RNA, 138 nt
Organism: Funneliformis geosporum
Lineage: Eukaryota; Fungi; Glomeromycota; Glomeromycetes; Glomerales; Glomeraceae
Source: the annotation of a GenBank genome assembly
AUUAUCUUACAACAAUUUCAAUUUGAAGUAAAAUAUCGCAAAGGAAAGGCUAACGCUAACGCUGAUACUCUAUCACGGAUUAAUGAAUUACAGACACCAAACUCACUCGAAUCAACAUCAAUAACAGAUCAUGGAUAA